This is a messenger RNA of Arabidopsis lyrata subsp. lyrata, 971 nucleotides long. Its product is annotated as probable phospholipid hydroperoxide glutathione peroxidase 6, mitochondrial. Gene Ontology annotation, molecular function: glutathione peroxidase activity. The transcript is spliced from 6 exons. NCBI's taxonomy places the organism in Eukaryota, Viridiplantae, Streptophyta, Magnoliopsida, Brassicales, Brassicaceae. The record is from RefSeq and is a predicted model, not a curated record. Gene Ontology annotation, cellular component: cytosol. Bases 64 to 771 code for a protein of 235 amino acids. Gene Ontology annotation, biological process: response to oxidative stress.
AUAUUUUGACUCCAACAAAAUAAAUAUCUAAAUUCUGUGAGAAACGAAUCUUCUGUUUUGCAAAUGCUUCGAUCCUCAAUUCGACUUCUCUAUAUAAGAAGAACCAGUCCUCUCCUUCGAAGUUUAUCAUCAUCAUCAUCAUCAUCAUCAUCAUCUUCAUCAAAACGAUUCGAUUCUGCGAAACCACUUUUCAAUUCUCAUCGGAUUAUUUCUCUUCCAAUCUCUACAACGGGUGCUAAACUUUCUAGAUCGGAACAUUCAAUGGCUACUUCUUCCGAACCCAAAUCUAUCUACGAUUUCACCGUCAAGGAUGCUAAGGGAAACGAUGUUGAUCUAAGCAUCUACAAGGGGAAGGUUCUUUUGAUUGUGAACGUUGCUUCUCAAUGUGGCUUGACUAAUUCGAACUAUACUGAGCUUGCACAGCUUUAUGAGAAGUACAAAGACCAUGGGUUUGAGAUUCUUGCGUUCCCGUGUAAUCAGUUUGGGAAUCAAGAGCCUGGUACAAAUGAAGAGAUUGUUCAGUUUGCUUGUACUCGUUUCAAGGCUGAGUACCCGAUUUUCGACAAGGUUGAUGUGAACGGUGACAAAGCUGCUCCAAUCUACAAGUUUCUGAAAUCAAGCAAAGGCGGGCUUUUUGGAGACGGCAUCAAGUGGAACUUCGCUAAGUUCUUGGUUGACAAAGAUGGAAAUGUUGUUGACCGUUACGCGCCAACUACUUCUCCUCUCAGUAUUGAGAAGGACCUGAAGAAACUGUUGGGAGUUACUGCUUAAGCGAGGAAAGAGGCAUUAUUAGACAAAUAAAAAGCUCAUUAGUAUUGUGUUACCAAUACUGUGUAGUAAGCUGAGUUCGUGAGUGUCUUUGGGAGUACUACUUAUUUCCUCGGUACAAUUAUAAUCCGUUUUUAGCGGCCAAACUAUGUAAUAAACGUAGAUCUAAAUAUCAGAUUUCCCUUUACGUAUAAUUUUGAAUA